This is a messenger RNA of Stomoxys calcitrans (stable fly), 2484 nucleotides long. It is a transcript of the gene l(2)34Fd, whose product is annotated as nucleolar protein 10. Gene Ontology annotation, cellular component: small-subunit processome; 90S preribosome; nucleus. The transcript has 5 exons. The coding region runs from base 116 to 2269 and encodes 717 amino acids. Gene Ontology annotation, molecular function: protein binding. Gene Ontology annotation, biological process: maturation of SSU-rRNA from tricistronic rRNA transcript (SSU-rRNA, 5.8S rRNA, LSU-rRNA). Lineage: Eukaryota; Metazoa; Arthropoda; Insecta; Diptera; Muscidae. The record is from RefSeq and is a predicted model, not a curated record.
UUUGUUUUGCUUAUCGAAUUGAUAACACGUGCUGUUUACUGUUUGUUUAUAUUGGAAAUUUGUCAAAAAAGCAUUCGAUUUUUAAUAUUUAGUAGUAUCCGAGAAAUAUGAAAAGAUGUUUGUAAAUGAGGUGAACGAUGUAAAAAUUUAUAACCUUAGUGCGGGAAAAUCGGUACCAGAAUGGCUAACGGACCGACGGAAGAAGUCCCAGCUUAUGAAAAAGGUGGACUCUCGCCGCCAAAUCGAGUUGAUACAAGAUUUUGAUAUGCCCGGCGUUUGUACCUCCAUACGUAUGUCACCCGAUAUGCAAUAUAUAUUGGCCACAGGAACCUAUAAGCCCCGCGUCAAAUGCUUUGAAGUAAAUAAUUUGUCCAUAAAGUUUGAGAGAUGUUUUGAUUCCGAAGUCACCACUUUUGAGGUGAUAAGCGAUGAUUAUAGCAAAAUGGUUUUUCUACAAUGUGAUCGCUAUGUAGAAAUACAUGCAGCUCAUGGAAGGCAUUAUCGUUUGCGUAUACCAAGGUUUGGACGUGAUAUGAAAUAUCACAAGCCCUCGUGUGAUCUGUUCAUAGUGGGAACUACAAAGGAGAUAUAUCGCUUAAAUUUGGAAAGAGGUCAAUUUCUACAACCCUAUGAAUCUGAGGCUUCCAAUUUGAAUGCCUGCGAGGUCUGUACGGAGCAUGGUUUGCUGAUGGUGGGUUCAAAGGAAGGUACCGUGGAGGCUUGGGACCCUCGUUCAAAGACAAAAUGUUCCACAUUGGAUGUGGCUAUCAAACUGCCUGGCGUUAAAGAAUUCCCCUCGGUUUCUGCACUGAAAUUCAAAGAUGGUCUUCAUAUGGGUGUGGGCACUAAUUCAGGACAUGUUUUACUCUAUGAUAUACGCUCAAAGGAACCACUGCUGGUGAAGGAUCAUUUAAAUAAAAUACCCAUUAAACGUUUGGCUUUCAACACCAAUCACAAUGCGGUUUAUUCAUUGGAUGAGGCAAUGCUUAAACUAUGGGACGAGCAAACGGGCAAACAAAUUGCUUACAUAGAAUCCACUAGCUCCUUCAAUGAUUUCUGUACCAUACCUGAGACGGGUAUGUUCUUCUUGGCCCAAGAAGAUGUGAAAAUGUUGACUUUUUAUGUACCUGCCAUGGGCCCUGCACCUAGAUGGUGCUCUUUCUUGGACAAUUUGACCGAAGAAAUAGAGUCGGAAGUGGUGGAGAACAUGUACGACGACUAUCAGUUUGUUACACAAAAGGAAUUGGAAGAAUUGGGCUUGGAGCAUUUGAUAGGUAGCAAUUUAUUAAAAGCCUACAUGCAUGGCUACUUUAUUGAUGCUCGUUUGCAUAACAAGGCCAAGACCAUUGUGGAUCCAUUUGCCUUUGAACGCUUCCGCAAAGAAAAGAUACGCCAAGAAAUCGAAAGUGAACGGAAACCACGUCUACAACUCAAUAGUAAAUUGCCCAAAGUCAAUCAGGAAUUGGCUCUUAAAAUUAUCGAAGAACAAACUAAUCCUUCAGCUAAACCGGUUAGCAAACAAGUGCCCAAUUUAUUGGAGGACAAUCGUUUCAAGGCUAUGUUUGAAAAUACCGAUUUCAAUAUAGACAAAAAUGCCGAAGAAUAUAAACUUUUGGCUCCAGUGCUCAAUCGCUUGGAAAAAUCCAAACUAAAAGAAAUUAAAAAACGCAUUGAGGUAGCCAGAGUUAAUGAACUACACGAAGAUGAAAGUAAACCUCAUGAGGAAAGUGACAAUGAUGAGGAUCUCUUUGGCCUGGAAAAGAGUGAUGAUGAAGAUGAAAAAUCAUCCGAAGCGGAAUCCUCAGAUGAUGAAAAUGUCAAAGAAUUUGCCAAAGAAAUGAAAAAGGCCUAUAAGCAAGUGAAAAAACAAAGACAAGAAGAUUUAGAGGACAUGGAGGAGGAAGUGGUGGAGCAAGCAAAACCAAACAACAGAAAAACCUUAAUAGCAACAAAGCAAUUGGCCAAAUCCGAUAAACCCAAGGAGUUUAAAAUGUUUUCUCUCCAAUCAGCAGCCGAAAUGAGCGCUGUUAAACGUGGCAUGAUGAAAGUCAGUCUUCAAGAUCGUGUGUCCAAGGUAGAAGAGACCAAUUCGAAAGUUCAGACCAUUGGCCGUUCUCUUGGCAAUCGCCAGAUGACCUUUGAAAUGAAAAAACCUCCCUCUAAGGAAAUGCGUAAACGUGAACAGCAAAUGAAACAGCACCGUGAAGAACGUAAAAAGAUUAUUAGACCUAUAAAGUCAUUAAAAUUGAAGAAAGUUAAUUUUAAAUAAUGUACAAAAAUAUUUCUGUGUACAUACCCGUGGAUUUAGGAUAUUUGGUAAGACUAGAGGUCAUAUGUAUAAGAUGUAGGGUGAAGAAAAACAAAUUUUGACAACAUUUUUAUUUGAACUUUGUUUCUCAUCUGUUUUUAAACCAUAUGGCCCUUUAAUUUUUUUUAUAAUUUAUUUUAUGUGAAAAAAUAAAUAAAAAAUUAUAAUAAACAUUA